This is a messenger RNA of Strongylocentrotus purpuratus (purple sea urchin), 1663 nucleotides long. Its product is annotated as NADH dehydrogenase [ubiquinone] iron-sulfur protein 3, mitochondrial. The coding region runs from base 54 to 830 and encodes 258 amino acids. The transcript is spliced from 6 exons. The record is from RefSeq and is a predicted model, not a curated record. Gene Ontology annotation, molecular function: NADH dehydrogenase (ubiquinone) activity. Lineage: Eukaryota; Metazoa; Echinodermata; Echinoidea; Camarodonta; Strongylocentrotidae.
AUCAAUGCCUAGCCUGGCCUGGACGAACUGAUUUAGGACGACUUGCUUUCGUAAUGGCUUCUCUUCUGUCGAGGUGCGCAAGUUCCUUGAGAAAUUUGAGUGUUUCUCACGGGAAGUUACUGUGCCAGAACAGUGCACGGACAUUAUGUUCCAGUACCAACCAACCCAUAGUGCGACCUCGCGAUGAACUCCAGAAGGGACGACUGGUAGAGUUUGGCAAUUACGUGGCCGACUGCCUCCCGAAGUACGUCCAGGAGGUACAGGUGACCUACGGUAACGAGCUGGAGGUGAUGAUCCAUCCCGAAGGCAUCAUCCCAGUCAUCACAUUCCUCAGGGACCACCACAAUGCACAGUUCAAGUCUCUCAUUGACAUCACAGCCGUCGAUGUGCCCACCAGGUCUCAACGGUUUGAGCUGGUCUACAACCUGCUAUCCCUGCGAUACAAUGAGCGCAUUCGUAUCAAGACCUAUACAGAUGAACUGAGUGCCGUGGACUCGCUUGUACCUGUCUUCAAGGCAGCUGAUUGGCUGGAGAGAGAGGUAUGGGACAUGUAUGGCGUAUUCUUUGCUAACCAUCCAGAUCUGAGGAGAAUCCUAACCGACUAUGGCUUUGAGGGUCAUCCACUCCGGAAAGAUUUCCCUCUCAGUGGUUUUGUAGAGGUUCGUUAUGACGACGAGCUUAAGCGAGUUGUUGCCGAGCCUCUUGAGAUGACCCAGGAGUUCCGCAAGUUUGACCUGUCUAGCCCCUGGGAAUCGUUCCCCAAUCACCGGGAGCCAGCACCCGAACAACUGGAACAGGGCAAGACGGAAGAGGAGAAGUCGGAUAAAUGAGUCACAGUGUAUUUGAUAUGUAUAGAAUAUAGAUAGAUCAAUUCAAAUAUUAGCAAUGACUUGGAGAAGGUCAAAGGUUGACAUUAAUUUGGUUUCCACGAAAGAAGUGUUUAAAGGGAGAAGUCAGUACCCAAAGUCUGAUUCUUUUAAAUAGAGUAAGGUACUUGUAUUUUGUCCUUCUAGGAUGGAAUAUUUGCAUCCAUAUUUCGAAUGCUCUAAAAAAAAUAUUGUGAUGUCUUUGGCAAGGGGGAAUAUUCAAUAUUGCGUGAAUACCUUGAACCCCCCCCCCCCCCCCUCCCCUACCACCAGAUUCAAUUUGGAGCCGUAUCAACACCAGUUCACAGCCAGGAAAAUAUCUCUGUAGUAAUAUCAACCAUAUUCAUCAUUUUAUCCCCUCGGAAUGACACUCUGUACAUAGGAGACUAAAUAGCUAUCGAGAGUUAACAUCCCAGACCCAGAACUUUCCCAAAGAGAUUUGGACAUGGAGGGCAAAUGUUAACAUAUGAAUUUCUCUGGGACUCGACAGUGAAGUCUAACCUCUCCAAAACAUUGCUGAAUCGAACGUACAGCUUACGUCUAUCUGAAGUUUGUAUCGGCUUACUCAUAGAUGGGAUGGCUUUAAAAACUUCUGGGGCAUUACAAUCAGAACUUCUUACCUGUGAUGAAACAAUGUUGAAACUGACCCAUGCAUGCAAUCUUUAAGGGACUCUCGCUGUGAAGACACUAUUGUCAGUAGUGUGGCCAUUUUCCUAAGUCUAACAAAGGAAAUUAAAUUGAUUUGUGAUGUGCUUCAGUUGUCUGACAAUAUUUGAAUAAAGUUGUGUAUGAGACCA